This is a messenger RNA of Penicillium canescens, 1101 nucleotides long. RefSeq lists its product as uncharacterized. Bases 1 to 1101 code for a protein of 366 amino acids. NCBI's taxonomy places the organism in Eukaryota, Fungi, Ascomycota, Eurotiomycetes, Eurotiales, Aspergillaceae. The transcript has a single exon. The record is from RefSeq and is a predicted model, not a curated record.
AUGUCCGAUUCGGCCAAGCACAUCAUUCAGAUUCUCGAGCUUCUCGAUGAAAGACGCCUCUGUCUCUCUUUCAAUAUCAACCGCAAAGAGUUGAUGUUCUUUUCUGGACUUGGGCUCCUGUGGCAGAUGCUUGGUGUGAAGCGCGAUAGCAAACUCGGCAGGGAGACUCAGAAGAUGCUCGGUACCGCUAGGGGACAACUUCAAACAGAGUCCACUGCGGCAGCUGCUGAAUUCGACACCCUGUCAAGCACCCUGGUUUUCCUGGAUGACAGUAAACGGCCAUCGUCCGACAAGGCUUCCCAUGAAAUGGGUGCGCCGACACACAAACCACUCAAGUCCCCCAAGAAGCACUUGCAAGCUUUGAAGUCGCGUCUUACCAGUUCUGCUCGCGACCAGCCCAAGCAAGACUCACCCCAAGCCUCCCGCCGGAACACCAUCUCUGGCGCAACUCCACCACUCGUCGCCCAAUCCCUCCGCUCGCCGAGCUGGAACAGUCUUCCACCUGCACAGCACGACCACCUUACCCCUGCAUUCCUCACCGACAAAGACCACUCUCCUCUCGACCUCGCCUCAGCCGCACCAAUGAACUACGAGCAUCACCGGUCAAUGUCUUGCUCAACACCCUCCGAGCCAGCCCCCGGCGCUAUUACAAUGGCCGACUGGGAAUACGUACUCAGCGACAUGGACCGCGGCUACUCCAACAUCUUCACAGGGAUUUACGGUGGCAAAGACUGUGGUGAAGACUCAGGCCCCUUUGCCUCGAUCACAGCCGAAUGCAGUCGCAAACCCAUGGAGGACCCGCCAGCCAUUCCGCAACCGAACGAACUCCAGGAUUUGUCCCCCAAGUCCUGGUCAGCUAGUAGCGGUGAAUUCCCUUCUGUGCAAGAACAUGCUACGCAGAGCGUGCUCAGUUACUCGGGUGAGAGUAUGGGAAGCAUGGAUGAUACCCUGGCCCCGUAUACAGAUGUCAAGGUCUAUCCCGAGGAUAUCAACACACUGGAUCCAUUCAACGCCUUUCCCAUUCCAGGCGAAGACAAAGCCGAUGACGGAUUCGAUGAGUUCUCGCUGGUAAAUGGUUGGGACCGACGGCUGGCCGUUUGA